GUCUCUGCUGGGUGCUCAUUGGUAGAUGCUUUUUCUUAGAAUUUCAGGCUUUAAUUGAUUCCCCAAGAUGUUUGCAAAAGCAACAAAGAAUUUUGUGAGAGAAACUGAUGGUGGAGGUGACUUGAUCCCUGUCUCCCAGUUGAACGCCUCAGACAAGCUGCAGCUUCUGAGCUUAGUUACGAAGAGGAAGAAAUUCUGGUGCUGGCAGAAGCCCAAGUAUCAUUUCUUGACAGUCACCCUGAGUGAUGUGCUUACUGAAGACAAACCAAUAAAACCAGUAAUUGUGGAGUCUGACUUUGCAAAAUAUAUGGGGAAGUUUGAAGAUUUUGUUCAAGGAAGUAUUGAAACUUCAUUUGGAAAGAUCAGCCUGGGAGCCAGAGGGAAGGGCUGUGUGGAAAACCAGUCCUCAUUUGGAAACCUAAGGAAGCAGGAGAUUGACUUGCAGCAGCUUAUGAAAGACGUCAAGGACAGAACAAUAAAUCUAAACAGUAGUUUACUGCAACAAGUAAUAGAAAGAAAACGUGAAGUGCUGUGCAUCUUGAGAGAAAAGAUAAUAACAACUCAGAAGUGUACGAUAUCUGAACAUAUCCAGACGGAAGAAAAAAUCAGUGGUGUGAUGGGAUGCAGUACAAAAAUAGUAAAGGUUUCAGUGAGUGAAACUGGAAGUAUGAUGAAGGAUUCCAGUGUGAUCCUUGAAAUUCCUCCUGCAACCACUAUUGCCUACGGUGUAAUUGAACUGUUUAUAAAGCAGAGUGGCCAGUUUGAAUUCUGUCUGCUAGAUGAACAGCAAGGAGGUUUUGAAAAAGAAAGCACAGAAGGCUCGACUUAUCCCCACUCAGCACUAAUCAGAGAUGCUUCGUUUCUCUAUCAGCCAGAUGCUGUUGAUAAUGAGAUGUACUCUGGGGCUAAAAACCUCAUUCCCAGUGAUGCUUCUUUAAGUGUACUGAAACAAGAUCUGUCACAGCUGAAGACUCGGUUCCAGCCCUUUGUGAAGCUGCCGGAAGACAAGCAAAAAGCUUUAUAUAAAACCCUUUGUGAACUCUUGCUCCAUGAAGAAAUGGUAACUGCCCUGGAGGAUGUGUUAGAUGAUAUCUGCACAGGAGACAAGCCAGAUCUGAAGGAGUUAAAACCUGCACAACAACAAGACCUCCUUGAUUUCUUGCAGCUCUUAGGGUGCAGUUUACAGAGUGAGCCGCUGUUGCAGAAAUAUCAGCCUCAGGAUGAAGAACUCUUCUCAGCUGCUCACCUCCUUAUCAGUGCUAUCUCUGAGCUGUCUGAUUACACUCUUGCCCUGCUGCGUGCCUGCUGUGAUCUUCAGGUUGUUCCAGCAUUGUGUUGUUUGCCUAACAUCGCUUCAGCCAAUGGCACUGUGGCGCUGAGCAGUCCUUUGGUGGCUACUCUCACUGACAGAGGAAGAUUUGAUGUCGUGCAAAGGCUGUUUGCUUCAUCAAACAUUAAUUUCGAAAUGACAGAGUCUUCUGUAAAAGCUCUAACUAUGAAAGAACCUAGAUUCUUCCCGCUUGUUCUUUAUGUUGCAUUGUACGGAUUUUAUGCUUUAGGUGGGAAUGUAUAG
Haliaeetus leucocephalus (bald eagle) is the source of this 1573-nucleotide messenger RNA. It is a transcript of the gene GSDME, whose product is annotated as deafness, autosomal dominant 5. Lineage: Eukaryota; Metazoa; Chordata; Aves; Accipitriformes; Accipitridae. Gene Ontology annotation, biological process: programmed cell death. The transcript is spliced from 10 exons. Bases 68 to 1573 code for a protein of 501 amino acids. The record is from RefSeq and is a predicted model, not a curated record. Gene Ontology annotation, cellular component: cytoplasm.